Messenger RNA from Megalops cyprinoides (Indo-Pacific tarpon), 888 nucleotides. Its product is annotated as potassium channel subfamily K member 16-like. The record is from RefSeq and is a predicted model, not a curated record. Gene Ontology annotation, cellular component: membrane. Bases 1 to 888 code for a protein of 295 amino acids. Gene Ontology annotation, molecular function: potassium ion leak channel activity. The transcript has 5 exons. NCBI's taxonomy places the organism in Eukaryota, Metazoa, Chordata, Actinopteri, Elopiformes, Megalopidae. Gene Ontology annotation, biological process: potassium ion transmembrane transport; stabilization of membrane potential.
AUGGCUCAGCUCCAGGUGACCGGUGUUAAGGUCAGCUGGACUGGACUGCUUGUGCUGGGUCACUUCCUGUACCUGCUGCUGGGCGCCACCAUCUUCCAGAUGCUGGAGCGGGAGGCAGAGAGCAACAACCGCAACCACUUCCAGCUGGAGAAGCUCCACUUCCUCAUGAACUACAGCUGUCUGGAUGUGCCAGCUCUGGAGAAGUUUGUGCAGGUGAUCCUAGGUGCCUGGGAGAAAGGGGUGAACCCCUCUGGAAACUCUACCAACCCCAGCAACUGGGACUUCAGCAGCUCCUUCUUCUUUGCUGGUACUGUGGUUACCACCAUAGGCUAUGGAAACCUAUCCCCCAGCACGGUAUCUGGCCAGGUGUUCUGUGUGUUCUACGCCCUGUGUGGAAUUCCACUCAACCUGGCCUUCCUAAACCAGCUGGGAAAAUGCCUCACUCUUCACCUGGGGAGGAUGGAGCGGGGCGUGAUCCACAUGGGGCAGCACAAGCAAUCAGUGGGAGUCCUGGCGGUGGCCUGCUUCCUAGUGAUGGGAAGUCUGCUCUUCUUGGUAAUACCCCCACUGAUCUUCAGCUACGUGGAAGGCUGGUCAUAUGGCGAGGGCUUCUACUAUGCCUUCAUCACCCUCAGCACCAUUGGUUUUGGAGACUACGUCGUGGGAACUGACCCAGAUAAGCACUAUAUCUCUGUUUACCGCAGUCUGGCCGGUGCGUGGAUCAUCUUUGGGCUGGCCUGGCUGGCCCUGCUCUGUAACAUUGGAGCCAGGGUGAUGGAGCAGGUCUCCCAGCUCAGGCACCAUGCUCAUGAGAUCCGGGAACAGGAGGAACAGCCUGAAAAGCAGGAGGAGGGCGCUGGGCAGAGAGCAAUCCAGCAGGUGGUCUGA